This is a messenger RNA of Leptonychotes weddellii (Weddell seal), 3623 nucleotides long. NCBI's taxonomy places the organism in Eukaryota, Metazoa, Chordata, Mammalia, Carnivora, Phocidae. The record is from RefSeq and is a predicted model, not a curated record.
UGUACCAUGGCCAACUACGCCCGCCUGAAGAAUGUCCUUAUGGCGCUCCAGACCCGCCGGCAGCCGCUCCCAGAUGAGGACAGCAGACAAGACCCGGCCUCCCAGAAGCGCCUCCUGGUGGAAUCUCUGUUUGCGGACUUGGAUGCAGACGGGGACGGCCACCUCAGCAGCUCUGAACUGGCGCAGCACGUGCUGAAGGAGCAGGAUCUGGAGGAGGACUUCCUGGGGUGCUCGCCCGGCGACCUCCUCCGAUUUGAUGACUCCAACAGUGACGGCUUCUUGACACUCCACGAGCUCUACACAGCCUUCCAGGUGGUUCAGCUCAGCCUCGCGCCCGAGGAGAGGGUCAGUGUGGCCACCGUGACCGUGGGGCUGAGCACCGUGCUGACCUGCGCUAUCCGCGGAGAGCUGCGGCCACCCAUCAUCUGGAAGCGCAAUGGGCUGGCCCUCAACUUCAUGGCCUUGGAAGACAUCAAUGUAAGUGGCUCGGCUCUGACCCUGAACGCAGACCUGCCCCAGGGAAGUAACCUGCAAAUCGCCCGUGGCAGUGGCAGGGAAGAAAUCUGUCCCCAAGGGGAAGGAAAUGCCACCCAGCCGUGCCAGUGGGCCUCGGCCGUGAACGUCCGGCACCAGUAUAUCUACGUGGCCCAGCCAGCACUGAACAGAGUCCUUGUGGUCGACGUGCAAGCCCAGAAAGUUCUACAGUCCAUAGGUGUGGACCCUCUGCCAGCUAAGCUGUCCUAUGACAAGUCUCAUGACCAAGUGUGGGUCCUGAGCUGGGGAGACGUGCACAAGUCCCAACCGAGCCUCCAGGUGAUCACAGAAGCCAGCACUGGCCAGGGCCAGCACCUUAUCCGCACGCCCUUUGCAGGAGUGGACGAUUUCUUCAUCCCCCCAACAAACCUCAUCAUCAACCAUAUCAGGUUUGGCUUCAUCUUCAACAAGUCUGACCCUGCCGUUCACAAAAUUGAUCUGGAAACACUGGUGCUGCUCAAGACCAUCAGCCUGCAGAGCCACGGCUGCGUGCCCCAGGCCAUGGCCCACACGCACCUGGGCGGCUACUUCUUCAUCCAGUGCCGAGAGGACAGCCCGGCGCCUGCCGCACCCCAGCUGCUGCUCGACAGCGUCACGGACUCCGUGGUCGGCCCCAACGGGGACGUGAGCGGCGCCCCACACCUGUCCCCCGACGGGCGCUUCGUCGUCAGCGCGGCCCCCAGCAGCCCCCAGCUGCACGUGCAGGAGAUCACGCUGCAGGGGCGGAUCCGGACCCUCUACAGCUUGACAGUCAGCGCGGGCGUCUCGGACGUGGCCUUCCAGCCCUCCUUCACCCAGGCCAACCAGUACCACGUGUUCGCGGCCGCGGAGACGGAGCCGGCCCUGCUCUUCCUGGAGCUGUCCACGGGCAAGACGGGCGUGCUGGAGGACCUAAAGGAGCCGCCCGCGGCGCCGGCCUGGCCUUGGGGAGGGCCCCGCAGGAUCGUGAGGGACAGCGGGCUCUUCGGACGGUACCUGCUCACGCCAGCGCAGGAGUCGCUGUUUCUCGUCGACGGGAGGCAAAAGGCACUGCGCUGUGAGGUGGCGGGCGUCAAGCGGGGGACCACGGCCGUGUGGGUGGGCGAGGUAUGAAGCCCCUCCCCGCGCAGAGCCCCGGGCCACCGAGCUCCGCCUGGUCCUCACUCCGCAGCCCCCAGCAGGCGCAUGUACAUUUUUACAGACAAAAGCCAAACCUGUCUUCGCUUUGUGGUUCGACCCUGGUCUCCUUGCAAGUUUCCUAGUCUAAGGUAGGCGCUGCUAACCAGAUUGGGGUUUUUCGUUGGGAAGUAUGAUUUACGCCUUGAGCUACGGUGCGAACACAUGCUGCUGUGUCAAGGAAUCGUUUCUGUGCCCAGCUCCACGCCAUGGUACCUGGGGACGCUGUGGAGCCAAGAGUUCCUGCUUUCCAGGCUGACCUUUCUGUCGGUUGCCUUCAUGUACUCAUUGUCCCUCACCGCCGGGUCCGGCCAGGCUUCACCCCGACGGAGUGGCCUGAAGCCCGGCCUGGAAACAGGCUCGUCGGGAGCAGGGCUUGCUCUCCAGGCCUGAGAGCCACGUCCGCCUGCCUCCUGGACCUUCUUUUCUCCUGUGCAGCUGCUUCGUGAUUUUCUUUCCGUGUGACUUGGUGUAAGCCUGAGGGAGAGCCGACAGGACUUCUUGCAUCUUGGGGGAUGGGGAAAUCACUUACUUUAUUUUGGAAAUUUUGAUUAAAAGAUAAUUUUUUAUAAUCUCAAAUGCUAGUAAGCAGAAAGAUGCUCUCUGACGUCCAGCUCUGUUCCUCCCUGCCUCGGGCCAAGUCUCUGCGAGUCACCACCCCACGCCCCACAGACAGAAGGAACAAUGGUCAUCCAAGAAUAACGGCCCUCCACACCACGGACGCCCCAAGUGCAGCUCUGGCCACCAUCUUGGCCAAGACUCUGUUCUGGGUUGGGACGCAAAGAGACCAGGACAAAGCCUGCGUGCCUGCUUUUUACCACUGAAGGGGGAGGUUUUAUUAGCCAGGCCCAGUACCCCAGAUUCAGGGCAGACUGGGCUUGCCAGGCAAAGUGGGGGUGGCCUACAGAACAGUGACCUCCAGGUGCCACACAGGAACCCCAAAGACCCGUGCAGGGUCCAGGUGCGUUCUGUAGGCUAUCCGUUUUAAAAAUCCCUUUCUUUUCUGCCUGUGGCCCUCGAACUUCAGUCCCUCCUUCAACACAGCACACAAAGCACAUUUCAGGCCUUUCUUACAUACGGCCCCUUCUCGUCCCAGUAACACACACUGCAAAACCCAUAAUCCCAAGGAUGUGGGGUUAGGGGGAGGAUACAGGCGGGCAAUGCUGCAUGAUCCCCAAUGUCUCAGACUCUGCCGGGCUGGGUGGGGGAAGGGGGGCGCAUCAAGGAAGACACCCUGUGUGGGAGAAUGUCCGCAAUGAAGAAGCUUCCCCGGGCCCCCAGAGCCCCCCUUUCUGUCUCCCUCACAUCAGUAGUCACAACAUACUCGUAUGCUUUCUGGCUUGAAUGACUGUUUUUCAAGCCACCUGAAGUUGGAAAAGGUGGUCCCCUCACAUACACCUCAGCUAGCGUAGCCCCCUUCACCCGGCCACGUGGCCGUGCUUUUCCUGUGCUGCUGAUCGCCAGCCCCGUUAGAAGGAAGACACACACCCUGCCUUGCUCUACUUACACACUGCUCCCCUUCACGCUCACCUGACUGCCCACCCCACCUGAACCACGGCCCCCCGCCCCAAUUUCCUGAAAUCAGCCAAUCCCCUGGCAUCUCCCAUGUGUCUUGGUUCACCAAACACUCAUCCCCUCCAACUCCCAAGAGUGUGGCCAGAUGUGCCCAUGCAGACUUGAGAUUCUGUUCCAGGUAAAAUACAGAGCUACAGGCAGAAGGAAUGGACUUCAAAGGCGGCCUACUCACUUUCACCAGAGCUGGGACAGAUGGGCAACACCUCCCACCCUUUCUUUUUUAUUCCUGUCUCUGUCUCUUGACACCUUCACUUCCAAACUCCCACUUUUAUCACUGAAAUUCUCCAACAUUCAUGAACUUCUCCCUUUGGGAAAAUCUUCUACACGGUGGCAGCCCCUGACAGAAAAAAAAAAAAAAA